GCUCUGAGCAGCAGAGCCAUUUUGGCUUCAGUGCUACACAGAGUACACACAGUACCCUCCUCCUCCGCCAGCCUCACCCGGACCCAGCAGGCCUCGCCGGGACCCCACAGGGACCCCUGAGGGACCCCAGAGUACCCCUCACCCCACGGAACACCUCUGCCUGGGGAGGGAGGACAAGGGGGGCGUUCUGUUGACUGCUGGAGGCAGGGGCAAAGAGUCAAGAGGCACUGUCAGGAGCAAAGAGACAGCACUGCUGUAUACAAAGGUGCGGGCACCGCUCUAAGCAACACACAGCAGGACACGUGAAGAGGCACCAUGGCCGGGGCCUCGGUGAAGGUGGCGGUGAGGGUCCGCCCCUUCAACUCGCGGGAGAUGAGCAAGGAGAGCAAGUGCAUUAUCCAGAUGUCAGGAAACACAACCACCAUCCUCAACCCCAAAGUUCCCAAAGAGACAAAAAGCUUCAACUUCGAUUACUCCUACUGGUCACACACCUCGCCAGAGGACAUCAACUACGCCUCCCAGCAGCUGGUCUACAGAGACAUCGGGGAGGAGAUGCUGCUCCACGCCUUCGAGGGCUACAACGUCUGCAUCUUCGCAUACGGACAGACAGGCGCAGGCAAAUCAUAUACCAUGAUGGGCAGACAAGAAAAAGACCAGCAAGGGAUCAUCCCAUUGCUGUGUGAAGACCUGUUCACCAAGAUUAACGAUAGCAAUAACGACAACAGCAUGUCCUACUCUGUCGAGGUGAGCUAUAUGGAGAUUUACUGUGAGCGAGUGCGGGAUCUGCUAAACCCCAAAAAUAAAGGUAACCUGAGGGUGAGAGAGCACCCUUUACUGGGCCCAUACGUAGAGGAUCUGUCCAAACUCGCUGUGACAUCAUACAACGACAUUCAGGACCUGAUGGACUCAGGAAAUAAAGCCAGGACGGUCGCCGCCACCAACAUGAACGAGACGAGCAGCCGCUCUCACGCUGUCUUCAACAUCAUCUUCACCCAGAGACGCCAUGAUUCGGAAACAGACAACACCUCAGAGAAGGUCAGCAAAAUCAGCCUGGUGGAUUUAGCUGGAAGUGAGAGAGCAGAUUCCACAGGAGCUAAAGGCACUCGUCUCAAGGAAGGAGCAAAUAUCAACAAAUCCCUCACCACAUUAGGAAAAGUCAUUUCAGCUCUGGCUGAGGUGGAUUCUGGAGCAAACAAGAACAAGAAGAAGAAGAAGGUGGAGAGCUUUAUUCCAUAUAGAGACUCAGUGCUGACCUGGCUCCUGCGAGAAAAUCUCGGUGGGAACUCCCGCACUGCGAUGGUGGCCGCUCUCAGUCCCGCAGACAUCAACUAUGACGAGACCCUCAGUACCCUCAGGUACGCGGACAGAGCCAAGCAGAUCCGCUGCAACGCUGUCAUUAACGAGGAUCCCAACAACCGGCUGGUGAGGGAGCUGAAGGAUGAGGUGUCCCGUCUCAAAGACCUGCUGUAUGCCCAGGGCCUGGGAGACAUCAUUGAGACCUAUCGAGGCCCAGUCGAUGACAACGCUGGUUUGAAAUACUUAUCCGAUUACAAGAACAAUAACAAUACUGGCCAAGCUGUCAAUCAAAGGGGUGAUCUCUCCACAGUGACCAAUGCCAUGACGGGGAUGAGUCCCUCCCCCUCUCUCUCCGUCCUGUCCAGCCGGGCUGGAUCCAUCAGCAGUCUGCAUGACCGCAUCAUGUUCAGCCCUGGGAGCGAGGAGGCCAUUGAACGACUCAAGGAAACAGAGAAAAUCAUUGCAGAGCUUAAUGAAACCUGGGAGGAGAAGCUUCGGCGUACAGAGGCUAUCAGAAUGGAAAGAGAGGCCUUGCUUGCUGAGAUGGGCGUGGCCAUGAGGGAAGAUGGUGGUACAGUUGGCGUCUUUUCACCCAAAAAGACUCCACAUCUGGUGAAUCUGAAUGAGGAUCCUCUGAUGUCUGAGUGUCUCCUUUACUACAUCAAAGACGGAAUAACCAGAGUGGGAAGAGAAGAUGCGAUGAGGCGGCAGGACAUUGUCCUGAGUGGACACUUCAUAAAGGACGAGCACUGUACUUUCACCAGCACUACAGGACCUAAUGGAGAAGCAGUGAUUCUGGAGCCGUGUGAAGGAGCUGAGACCUACGUCAACGGGAAGAAAGUGACGGAGCCCACUGUCCUCAGAUCAGGAAACCGCAUCAUCCUGGGUAAGAGCCACGUGUUUCGCUUCAACCACCCGGAGCAAGCGAGGCAGGCGCGGGACCGGACCCCCUGCGCCGAGACCCCCGUGGAGCCGGUGGACUGGGCCUUCGCUCAGAGAGAGCUGCUGGAGAAACAGGGCAUCGAUAUGAAACAGGAGAUGGAUCAGAGGCUUCAGGAGCUGGAGGAUCAGUACCGCCGAGAGAGGGAGGAGGCCAAUAACCUUCUGGAGCAGCAGAGACUCGAUUAUGAGAGCCGGCUGGAGGCCCUGCAGAAGCAGGUGGAUCGUUAUUACCCUGAAGCAGCUGAGGAAGAGGAUGAACCAGAGGAGGAAGUGCAAUGGACGGAGAGGGAGACAGAGCUGGCUCUGUGGGCAUUCAGGAAGUGGAGGUGUUACCAGUUCACCUCACUGAGAGAUCUUCUCUGGGGAAAUGCUAUCUUCCUCAAAGAGGCCAACGCCAUCAGUGUGGAGCUCAAAAAGAAGGUGCAGUUCCAGUUUGUGCUGCUGACGGACACUCUCUACUCUCCACUGCCUCCUGACCUGUUACCUGCUGAGGCGGCUAAAGACCGCGAGAAAAGCCCGUUCCCCAGAACCAUCGUGGCCGUGGAGGUUCAGGACCAGAAGAACGGAGCCACACAUUACUGGACUCUGGAGAAGCUCAGGCAGCGGUUGGAUCUGAUGCGAGAGAUGUAUGACCGGGCUGCAGAAAUCCCCAGCACUGCUAUAGAGGACUGUGACAGUGUGCUGACCGGUGGUGACCCCUUCUAUGACCGCUUCCCCUGGUUCCGCCUGGUUGGAAGCAACCCCCUAUUCACCUCAUGCCUUAGUGAGCAAGCGAGCGACCGCACGGCUUCCCCCGACCUCUCCGAGCCCACCACCACCUCCGAGAUCACGGAGCUGGUCCAGUCCCGGCUCCGCGCGGGGGUGGGGGCGGAGCUGGAGGACUGCAGCGACGAGCAGUUGUCCGACGACCUGUGCUCUGAGCUCGGCGACGAGGACGAUGAUGACGAUGAGGACGAAGAGUAUGAGGACGAUGAGAGGGGUCUGUGCCGGAGCUCCGGCGAGACGGAGGACCCCUUUUACGAGCGCUCGCCUCUGUUCAGUGUAGUGGGAAGGGCGUUUGUGUAUCUGAGUAAUCUGCUGUAUCCUGUUCCGCUCGUUCAUCGAGUCGCCAUCGUCAGCGAGAAGGGCGAGGUGAAGGGCUUUCUGCGAGUGGCUGUUCAGGCCAUAUCAGGCUCUCUGGUUUUUCCUCCAGCCGAUGAGGAGGCACCGGAUUACGGCUCGGGCGUGCGGCAGUCUGGAACCGCCAAGAUAUCUUUUGAGGACCAGCAGUUUGAGAAGUUUCAGGCAGAGUCAUGUCCUAAUGGACUGACCCGGACUGGACCGUCUCAGGAGGAGUUGAGGAUUGUGGAGGGGGAGGGGCAGAAUGCAGAGAUGAUCCCAUCUGCAGAUGAAGUCAAUAACAACACCUGUGCAGCCAACCCAGAUGACCUGGAAAGCCCAGUAAAGUCGGGUUUGGACGGAGUUUUGGAUGGUGCUCUGGAGCACCUGAAGAUUGGGGAGGUUUUCACGUUCAGAGUAACGGUGCUCCAGGCAUCCAGCAUCUCUGCGGAGUAUGCAGACAUCUUCUGCCAGUUCAAUUUUAUCCAUCGGCACGACGAGGCGUUUUCUACAGAGCCGCUGAAGAACACUGGCCGAGGUCCACCACUGGGCUUCUACCAUGUGCAGAACAUUGCUGUGGAGGUGACCAAGUCGUUUGUGGAGUAUAUAAAGACACAGCCCAUUGUGUUUGAAGUGUUCGGACACUACCAGAAGCAGCCUUUUCCUCCUCUGUGCAAGGACCUCAUCAGCCCACUGCGCCCAUGCAGAAGACAGUUCCCCCGGGUGAUGCCUCUGUCCAAACCAGUACCCGCUACCAAGCUGACCACCCUCACCCGGCCCACAGCGGGACCCUGCCACUGUAAAUACGACCUGAUGGUCUUCUUUGAGAUUUGUGAGCUGGAGGCUACAGGAGAAUACGUUCCUGCUGCAGUCGACCACAGAGGUGGAAUGCCCUGCCAUGGCACAUUCUUAUUACACCAGGGAAUCCAGAGGAGAGUGACAGUGACUAUGGUGCAUGAGACAGGGGGCGACAUUGAGUGGAAGGAGGUUCGAGAGCUGGUUGUUGGUCGUAUCCGGAACACACCUGAAGCAGACGAGACCAUCAUCGACCCCAACAUCCUCUCCCUCAACAUCCACUCUUCUGGAUACAUCCGGCCCACUCCAGACGACAGACAGUUUCUUGAUUCGGACAUGCCUAGGACGUUCUACCGCUUCGAGGCUGCCUGGGAUUCGUCCAUGCACAACUCCCUCCUGCUGAACCGAGUGACUCCAUACGGCGAGAAAAUCUACAUGACUCUAUCUGCUUACCUUGAGAUGGAGAACUGCACUCAGCCUGCAGUUAUAACCAAAGACUUCUGCAUGGUGUUCUACUCUCGAGACGCCAAGCUCUCAGCAUCUCGCUCCAUCAGAAACCUCUUCAGCAGUGGGAGCCUCAGGCCCUCUGAGGGGAACCGAGUUACUGGAGUGUAUGAGCUCAGUCUGAGCCAUCUGGCAGAUGCAGGAAGCCCAGGGAUGCAGAGGAGGCGCAGGCGGGUGCUGGACACGUCAGUGGCGUACGUGCGAGGGGAGGAGAACCUGGCGGGUUGGAGGCCCCGCAGUGACAGCCUCAUCCUGGACCACCAGUGGGAGCUGGAGAAGCUCAGCCUCCUGCAGGAGGUGGAGAAAACCCGGCACUACCUCCUCCUGAGGGAGAAACUGGAGUCCACCCUACUGCUGGGCCAGGAGCCGCUGCUGUCCUGCGGGAGUGAAGACCCUGCCGAGUCCUCUUCCCCGUCGACCCACCCGGCACCGAGCCACUGCCCCGAAGACCCGCCCAGACCAGACACCCCCAACGAGAGGCAGCGAGAACUCGCCGCCAAGUGUUUGCGUCUUCUCACUCACUCCUUCAACAGAGACUACAGUCAUGUGUGUGUGAGUGCCAGCGAGAGCAAGCUGAGCGAGAUGUCUGUUACUCUAAUGCGAGACUCAACCUCAGUCUCCGCCCUCAACACCCUCACACCCUCCUCCACCUGCCCGUCACUGGUCGAGGGACGUUACGGCAGCAACACUGAACUCAGACCCCCGACACCUCGCUCCCGAGCCAUCAGCCCCAGUCCAGAGCACCAGUCCCAGUCUGCACCAGAGGGAGAGGCCAAGAAAUCCCCCAGUGGACCCCCAGAGUCCAAACGAAGGGUCCACACAUUCGUCCCUGACAUUCAGGAGAUUCGAGUCAGCCCCAUUGUAUCAAAGAAGGGCUAUCUGCACUUCCUGGAGCCGCACACUAACGGCUGGGUAAAGCGCUACGUGGUGGUGCGCCGGCCGUACGUCUACAUCUACAACUCCGAGAGAGACACGGUGGAGCGAGCCAUCCUCAACCUGUCCUCCGCACAGGUGGAGUACAGCGAAGACCAGCAGGCCAUGCUGAAGACACUCUACACGUUUGCAGUCUGCACAGAGCAUCGUGGGAUUCUGCUGCAAGCCACUAAUGACAAAGAGAUGCACGACUGGCUGUACGCUUUUAACCCUCUCCUCGCCGGAUCCAUCAGGUCUAAACUCUCCAGAAGAAGAGCGGGACAGAUGAGGCUUUGAGAGGAAUGCACACACACGUCUCCCUGCAGUACUGCAGACUACCAAGACAAACCGAUAAAUCUAAAGACUAUUGUUGUAAAUAGAGUUCCUGACACUUCCUGUCCCACUUCCUGUUCUCUACAGUCCAGUCUCUUACCCUCCACCACACCCUCUGACCCACCUGUGUGUACCUGCACUCGCCCUGUCUAGCACUACGCACCUGUGUACUAAAGCCUCCAGUCGUCUAUUGUGUGUCUGCAGGGGCCUGGAUACUGGAUACUCCACACGUAAUCCUCUGAAAAGAUAAGGCCGUUAUUUUGGGGGGGGGGGGUGUUCAGAUUAAU
Astyanax mexicanus (Mexican tetra) is the source of this 6167-nucleotide messenger RNA. RefSeq names its product kinesin family member 1Aa (gene kif1aa). The transcript has 50 exons. Gene Ontology annotation, molecular function: microtubule motor activity; microtubule binding; ATP binding. Gene Ontology annotation, biological process: microtubule-based movement. Lineage: Eukaryota; Metazoa; Chordata; Actinopteri; Characiformes; Acestrorhamphidae. The coding region runs from base 316 to 5844 and encodes 1842 amino acids. The record is from RefSeq and is a predicted model, not a curated record.